This is a messenger RNA of Closterium sp. Naga37s-1, 1206 nucleotides long. The record is from the annotation of a GenBank genome assembly. Lineage: Eukaryota; Viridiplantae; Streptophyta; Zygnematophyceae; Desmidiales; Closteriaceae.
AUGGGUGUGCGCCAGGUUCUUGAGCGCACAAGCAAGACUAAUCACACCCUGAUUCCAUGUCAGGGCCAGCUUGCAGGAAUGCAAUCAUCACCACCAAGAGCACCGCCGCUGCCAUCGUGGACGGCUACCCGCGGCCGCGGAGCUAAACGAUCUGCAACUCAGCAAAUACUAGGCUCAAACCAUGGGAUGGCACCUGCUAUGUAUACAACCCAGGGUAACAGUGCGUCCACCUCCCCAACAGCUGCCUUUGCGUCCCCAACAGCUGCACAGGGAUCCCCUAUUGCAAACGAGCGUGGCCCUGAUGUUGAAGGGACUUGCAUGGGGGAGCCGAACCCUGGAGCAACAACUCAUGAGGCAAGCCAGCAGGAGGAACAUCUUGAAGGGGAGGGAGAAGAUUUACCGGCUGCGCCUGCGGGUGGUAACCAACAAGGCGCCAGGGGCACUUCAUUUGCUGCUCGUAUCAUGGAACAGGUGGAAGGUGGGAAUUAUGAUGCUGAAGCUGAUGAUUUCGCUGAAGAAGGUCGGACCGCAAAGACCUUGAAUGAUGACGUCCGUUUGCAGAUGGAGAAGGAGAGGGAGAACGCAAAAGCAGCUCGAGAGGCGUGUGCCAGUAAGGAAGCUGAUUUGAAGGAGGCCCUGGCCAUGGCAACUACCCUCUCAGUGCAUGUCGUGGACGAGCAGGUUCGCCACGUCAACGUUGAGAGGCUCAUCAAAGACUCGGUCAAUGAUAUGCUCUUUGAUGAAGAGCACAUGAACCUCAAUCCGACGCGCGCAUAUGUGACAGAGCGCCUUCUAGCAAACUCUGGCAUCCCUUUUGGCACAACAGCAUCCGGAAAGCUGAAAGCCACGCUCAAAGAUCUGAAAAUUCCACAGACGGCCGAGCGCCGUUUCAACAACAGGAUCGGGAAGAUCUAUUCGGCGUGUCGGUACUCCCUGCGAAGGACACCUUUACGCCUGCUGGUCCCCAAAAGGGGGAAUGACGGAAAGGUCUCAUUUCAACCGGGAAAGGAUUUCGCGGUUCGUUGCGAGGAUUACGUUUCCAAAAACUCAGACAAGGAACUUGGGAUUUACUGGCAUGUUGCUGAGGGCGAAGCGUUCUCAAGCCCGGCAUUUCUGGAGUGUGCUCGAUUGUUUGUCCCACAGAGCUACGACCCGCUGCUGCCCAUCGGCCUCUAUCCAGUCCAGCUUAUGCUCAUCCUUGCAGUG